Eutrema salsugineum is the source of this 1731-nucleotide messenger RNA. RefSeq lists its product as uncharacterized. The coding region runs from base 253 to 1524 and encodes 423 amino acids. NCBI's taxonomy places the organism in Eukaryota, Viridiplantae, Streptophyta, Magnoliopsida, Brassicales, Brassicaceae. The transcript has 5 exons. The record is from RefSeq and is a predicted model, not a curated record.
UCUCUCUCUCUCUCUCUCUCUCUCUCUCUCUCUCUCUCUCUCUCAGCCGGGCAAAUUUCUAUUGCUUCCUUAACCGUCACCGGCGGUGGUUACCCUCCGAUCACAUUCAAACCACGACUGCUCGAUACCAGUGCCCGUACGUUAGUUCCUCUCCGGCCACUUUAGCUUCUAGAGACUUGAAACUUUGAAGUAUCACUGUGAUGGGGAAAUGAGUGAUAAAUCAAAUGCUGUGAGAGCUAUUGCGAUACAAAGAUGUCAUGGAUGAAAGGUAAAUCAUCUGGUUGGACUGCGUUUGAUCUCAAGCAGAGACAGAAACAAGGUCUCGAAAUCGAGCUCGAUGAUGAUCCAUUCCCUCCUGUGUCAAGCAGUGUUCAUACUCCCUUGGAUGCAAGAGGAAAGCUGAGAAGAAAUCAUGAGCCUUCUGAAAAGUCUUUCUCGUCCGUGCUCUUACCUCCGUCGAAUAAGGACUGUGGAAAACAAGAAAGCAGUAGAGCUUGCCGGAGCAAACCGAAGACUUUGAUUCCGUCGGUAAACAGUCAUGACUCAGCCUUCAUGAAGCUGAAGGAAAUGAACAGUUGGGCAGAUGAUAACUUGAUCAGGGAUAUAUUGUUAUCCACAGAAGAUAAUUUUGAGAUGGCCUUAGAAUUUUUGAGAGGAAUGGUUUCUGCUGGAAAUUCAGAAGGCAAAGCUGAUGAUUCAGCUUCAAAGAUCGAUGGCUAUUCAUCUCAUAAUAGAAUAUCUGGGAGAACUGUUACAAGUUCGGUGAAGAUGUCUGCAAGGUCCACAUGUGAGAACGCUGGCAAGUAUGAGAGUGGUGGAAGUUCGUUUCUGGUGAAUGCAUCUGACACUGAAAAGUUCUCUGAUGAUAUUUCUGAACUAGAUAGCAUCAUUCAGCGGCUUCAGUCCAUUCCUAUAGAACCUGAAUGGGAAGAAGAUGAUCUCUACUUGAAUCAUCGGAAGGAUGCACUGAAAAUGAUGAGAUCAGCCUCAAACCAUUCAAGAGCUGCCCAAAAUGCUUUUCUGAGAUAUGAUCACGCUUCUGCUAAGCAGCAUUCAGAGAAAGCUAGAGAGGAUUGGUUAACAGCUGAGAAGCUGAAUGCUGAGGCAGCCAAGAAGAUAUUAGGUAUCACAAAUAGGAAUAACGACAUAUGGAAAUUGGACCUGCAUGGUCUCCACGCAGCAGAAGCUGUUCAAGUGUUACAAGAACGUUUGCAAAAGAUCGAAGGUCAGUUCACAGUGAACCGUUCAGUAUCACCAAAUAGAGGUAGGUCGAAAAAUGCAGCUCUGCGAUCUGCAUCACAAGAGCCUUGUGGUAGAUUAGAUGUGGAAGGCCUGGACCGUCAAAGAACUUCUUCUAGAGAACUACGAAACUCAUUGCAGGUUGUAACGGGUAUUGGUAAACACAGUCGCGGACAUGCUUCACUUCCUCUAGCUGUUAAGACAUUCUUUGAAGAUAACAUGUACAGAUUUGAUGAGACAAGACCAGGAGUAAUCACAGUGCGGCCUAAAUUCCGACACAGCUGAUUGAUUUCAAAAUUACCAAUACCUGUGUUACUUCAUUCAUUGUUGUUGUAUCAUAUCUCCUUAAAGCUUACUGUUAUUCUUUUCUUUGUAACAUAGUCCCCGUGGCUAAUUGUUUAGUGUAACAAACAGGUCAACAAUGUGAAUUGGAGUGUGAUCAAAUGUAACUCGAGCAAUUUCUUUAUAUAAACAAAGAUUGAUUUUUCCUCA